Homo sapiens (human) is the source of this 7250-nucleotide messenger RNA. RefSeq names its product prolyl endopeptidase (gene PREP). NCBI's taxonomy places the organism in Eukaryota, Metazoa, Chordata, Mammalia, Primates, Hominidae. The transcript is spliced from 15 exons. Gene Ontology annotation, molecular function: serine-type endopeptidase activity; metallocarboxypeptidase activity; peptidase activity. Gene Ontology annotation, cellular component: nucleus; cytoplasm; extracellular region. The record is from RefSeq and is marked reviewed. Gene Ontology annotation, biological process: proteolysis; angiotensin maturation. Bases 192 to 2324 code for a protein of 710 amino acids.
GCUUUCUGCACGUCCUCGCCGCCGCGCCGCCAGUCCGUUUGUGCUAGCUCUGGCCGUGAGCCGGCCGCCCGCUGCCGCCGGCCGCCCCGCAGCUGCCUGCGCCCCAGCCGCGCCUCGCGGCCAGCCCGGCUAGCUCAGGUCCGCUCCCGGAGCCCGCGCCCCUCCACGCUGCCCCCUGCCUGUCCCCGGCCAUGCUGUCCCUUCAGUACCCCGACGUGUACCGCGACGAGACCGCCGUACAGGAUUAUCAUGGUCAUAAAAUUUGUGACCCUUACGCCUGGCUUGAAGACCCCGACAGUGAACAGACUAAGGCCUUUGUGGAGGCCCAGAAUAAGAUUACUGUGCCAUUUCUUGAGCAGUGUCCCAUCAGAGGUUUAUACAAAGAGAGAAUGACUGAACUAUAUGAUUAUCCCAAGUAUAGUUGCCACUUCAAGAAAGGAAAACGGUAUUUUUAUUUUUACAAUACAGGUUUGCAGAACCAGCGAGUAUUAUAUGUACAGGAUUCCUUAGAGGGUGAGGCCAGAGUGUUCCUGGACCCCAACAUACUGUCUGACGAUGGCACAGUGGCACUCCGAGGUUAUGCGUUCAGCGAAGAUGGUGAAUAUUUUGCCUAUGGUCUGAGUGCCAGUGGCUCAGACUGGGUGACAAUCAAGUUCAUGAAAGUUGAUGGUGCCAAAGAGCUUCCAGAUGUGCUUGAAAGAGUCAAGUUCAGCUGUAUGGCCUGGACCCAUGAUGGGAAGGGAAUGUUCUACAACUCAUACCCUCAACAGGAUGGAAAAAGUGAUGGCACAGAGACAUCUACCAAUCUCCACCAAAAGCUCUACUACCAUGUCUUGGGAACCGAUCAGUCAGAAGAUAUUUUGUGUGCUGAGUUUCCUGAUGAACCUAAAUGGAUGGGUGGAGCUGAGUUAUCUGAUGAUGGCCGCUAUGUCUUGUUAUCAAUAAGGGAAGGAUGUGAUCCAGUAAACCGACUCUGGUACUGUGACCUACAGCAGGAAUCCAGUGGCAUCGCGGGAAUCCUGAAGUGGGUAAAACUGAUUGACAACUUUGAAGGGGAAUAUGACUACGUGACCAAUGAGGGGACGGUGUUCACAUUCAAGACGAAUCGCCAGUCUCCCAACUAUCGCGUGAUCAACAUUGACUUCAGGGAUCCUGAAGAGUCUAAGUGGAAAGUACUUGUUCCUGAGCAUGAGAAAGAUGUCUUAGAAUGGAUAGCUUGUGUCAGGUCCAACUUCUUGGUCUUAUGCUACCUCCAUGACGUCAAGAACAUUCUGCAGCUCCAUGACCUGACUACUGGUGCUCUCCUUAAGACCUUCCCGCUCGAUGUCGGCAGCAUUGUAGGGUACAGCGGUCAGAAGAAGGACACUGAAAUCUUCUAUCAGUUUACUUCCUUUUUAUCUCCAGGUAUCAUUUAUCACUGUGAUCUUACCAAAGAGGAGCUGGAGCCAAGAGUUUUCCGAGAGGUGACCGUAAAAGGAAUUGAUGCUUCUGAUUACCAGACAGUCCAGAUUUUCUACCCUAGCAAGGAUGGUACGAAGAUUCCAAUGUUCAUUGUGCAUAAAAAAGGCAUAAAAUUGGAUGGCUCUCAUCCAGCUUUCUUAUAUGGCUAUGGCGGCUUCAACAUAUCCAUCACACCCAACUACAGUGUUUCCAGGCUUAUUUUUGUGAGACACAUGGGUGGUAUCCUGGCAGUGGCCAACAUCAGAGGAGGUGGCGAAUAUGGAGAGACGUGGCAUAAAGGUGGUAUCUUGGCCAACAAACAAAACUGCUUUGAUGACUUUCAGUGUGCUGCUGAGUAUCUGAUCAAGGAAGGUUACACAUCUCCCAAGAGGCUGACUAUUAAUGGAGGUUCAAAUGGAGGCCUCUUAGUGGCUGCUUGUGCAAAUCAGAGACCUGACCUCUUUGGUUGUGUUAUUGCCCAAGUUGGAGUAAUGGACAUGCUGAAGUUUCAUAAAUAUACCAUCGGCCAUGCUUGGACCACUGAUUAUGGGUGCUCGGACAGCAAACAACACUUUGAAUGGCUUGUCAAAUACUCUCCAUUGCAUAAUGUGAAGUUACCAGAAGCAGAUGACAUCCAGUACCCGUCCAUGCUGCUCCUCACUGCUGACCAUGAUGACCGCGUGGUCCCGCUUCACUCCCUGAAGUUCAUUGCCACCCUUCAGUACAUCGUGGGCCGCAGCAGGAAGCAAAGCAACCCCCUGCUUAUCCACGUGGACACCAAGGCGGGCCACGGGGCGGGGAAGCCCACAGCCAAAGUGAUAGAGGAAGUCUCAGACAUGUUUGCGUUCAUCGCGCGGUGCCUGAACGUCGACUGGAUUCCAUAAACAGUUUUCGUGCUUCCUCCUGACAGCGACAGAAAACCUCAAGGGCUUUCCCACGUUGACACCAAGAAACCACUGGGCAUAAUGCUUCCCCACGGGAACAUUAUUCCUGCACUCACAGGCUACAGUUGAACAGAACUGCCGUGGGAAUUUUAUCUUUUUUAGGCUUCUCCUUUUUAGCAAGGCCUUGGUGUUUCUUUUUCCACCCUGUCUAGGCACAUGUGGUUUUUUGGUGUUUUUUUUAAGGGCAUGUUGGGAUAAAUAGCUAAAUGGCAACAAACACAUUGUGAAUAUUAGAUUGCUGAAUUAAGGAUCAUAGUCGGGCAUACUUAUCUAUAUCCAUAACCUCUAUAUCUUUAAAUAAAUGUGAGAACUGUUCUCAUGGAGAAGACUUCUUUGCAACAAUAAUAAAUGUUAUUUAAGAAUGACAGGCUUUUACUUCCGGUUUCUUCAUAUUGAGGGGCAACUCCAGAAGUGGAGUUUUCUGUGAGAAUAAAGCAUUUCACCUUUCUGCAACAAGUUAGUUUUCAAGCAGUUAAGUCAUAGAAUGUUUGUUAGCUUUGAAAAUAAGUUGUUCAUCCACUCUGUCUCCCUUGUUUGUUUGUUUGUUAGAGGUGAUGAAGCUGUCAGAGGGGGUUCACUGUCAUAAACAAACACUGACCACUUAGUUGGGUAAAAAUCUGAUCUGGGGCUCUUUUGGUUUGGAUGCCUCCUUUCAAAAAUCACUGGGCUGGAAAAUUCAGAUUAUUCACCUAUUUGUAUAUUGAUUUGUUUACAAAGUAUUCCUAGAAAUCAGAGUUCCUUGGAUCCAAGGAUCCUUGGUUCCAAGAGAUCACAUGAGUAAAUUAUCCAAACAAACAGAUACAUAUAUCCAAGCAUUUCUUACAGUCAGAAAUUUCAGCAUUUCCCAAGCUGUUUCUCCUGCAUAGAUCACUCCUGGAAAUAGAAAUAGUCAUACUUACUUACUGGAAAAAAAAAAAAAAAAGUUUUGGUUUGCCCACCCCCAAGAUUUUUAAGAUAUACUAUUCCUUAAACUUUCAUCCAUAAAAUUUUUUUCAAGGCAUAUAUUUUAACAUUUCAUGAAACAAUGUUCCUUUGAGUAUCAGUUUGGGAAAUGCUGAUCUAACUUAAAACAGUUUUUUUUCCUUUGUCUUGCUUUAUCAGAUGAUAUGAUAAAAAUUAUUAUUUUAUAUAGUAUCUUAACCUUAUAUAAAAUAGCUUAAAAGAUUACUUCAUUAUUCCAAUAAUUUGUACUUUUCCAAGUAAGUCCCAUCUUCCAAGUUGUAUAUGUAUGUGCUUUUAAGAGCACUCUCUCAUUCUCUACGUUUCAAGUUAUGGUCAAAAAUUAGACAUACCAUUUUCUAUCAAGCAUAUCACUGCAUACCAAGCAUAUUGAAAGACAGCUAUAUGGCUUGGUUUUUCUCUACUGGAAUCAUGUUUUCCGUUACUAUUUAGUACGGUACAUAAUACAGUUGUCAUUGAGUAUAAGAUUCACCAUAACUCCUCUGGAAACAAAGUGUGCCAGUAGCUAGUGUUGCAUGCUGAGACUCUGUCGUCAUCACCAUCUACUCAGAUACUGAUACUAGCUAGCUUUGGUGUAACUGCUGACCAGCAUGGCAGGAAAGAAAGAAAAUACAUUUGCAUGGUCAAGCCAGAGGCAGCCUCUUUCCUAGACUAGCUGUGUGGUGUGAAGUACAAAUAGCUGAGUUGGACCCACUGAGUCCAGAGCAUUUUCAAGGUUGCACAGAAUCUAACCAUACUUUCUGAGGUCUGCUUUACAGCAGAAAAUACAGUGUGUAGUGUGUGAGCUUCAGAUAUCAGGACUGGGUUCAAAUCCCAAAUGUCACUUAGCAACUGAUGAGGAGGAGGAGGAAUACAGUAAUACGUUUUUAAUGCCUAGCAUGAUUGGCCUCCAGUUACGAGUUCUCUUUUCCAACCUAAUUUUUGUGUCUAGAUUUUCACAGGACAACUAAUCCCACCAACUAAAGGUAUUUUGGGGAGUAGGGGGAGCUUUAAACAUUAGAAAUAAGACUUGAGAUUGGGCUCCUACCCAGAACUCUAAGGGAUUCUUCUCUAUUUGAUCCCACUUUUCUGUAUCCUGUGCUCUGCCCUUUGGCUCUUUCUUAUGAUUACUCUCUUCUAGCUAUUUUGAAAUGCACAGUAGAUUAUUGUAAACUAUAGACACCCUACUGAUCUAACACUAGGUCUUCUUUCAAACUGUAUAUUUGUAGGCAUUAAUCUCUUCAUCCUCCCUUUCUCUGCCUGCUUUUUUAGCUCCCACAUGAGUGGAGAACAUGGGAUAUUUGUCUUCCUGUGCCUGGCUUAUUUCACUUACCAUAUUGACCUUCAGUUCCAUCCAUGUUGCUGCAAAUGACAGGAUCUCAGUCUUUUUCAUGGCUAAAUCAUAUUCCAUUGUAUAUAUGUACCACAUUUUCUUCAUCUGUUCAUCUGCUGAUGGGCACGUGGGUUGAUUCCCUAUCUUGGCUGUUGUGGAUAGUGCUGCAGUAGACACAGGAGUGCAGAUAUCUUUUUGAUAUACUGAUUUCCUUUCUUUUGGAUUCAUACCCAGUAGUGGAAUUGCUCGAUCACAGAGGACUUAUAUGUUUAGUUUUUUUAGGACUGUUUUGAAAAAGAAAAAGUUGUACAUGUUGCACAGGUGGCCUCACUGCUUUGUCACAAGGCCCUGCUAAGCACACCAGAGCAUUUGUUACCUUAGCAAGAUAAAGUCACAUUUAUGUUCACUAUGGACUUACCUGGAAUAUUAUAAAACUUUCCAAUUAAUCAUGUUUCUUAAAUACUCCCACUAAAGCUUAAGCAGCUACACACACAUGGUGCUACAAGUUUGAAAAGGAUAAGUUUCAACUAAGGAAGCCUGUCACCAGUCUCUCAAGGUUUGUCAGUUUUACCAGCCUCUGGAAGUUCCCAGCAGGCCACAUAGCUAAUGCCCAGAAGGAGUUGCAAAGACUCAAAGGCAGGUUAAGGACAGGCUGGAAAGCUGUGGAGGUUGCUGUAAAGAGGCAAAGGUCAUACUGUUGGGGUGGUCAGGCCAGUGGGAUGAGGACUGAGGCCCUUGAAGGAGGAACAUUGAGCCAUUCUCAUCCUCCAUAUCUCAGGGGCUGAAGGUGCAGAGAGAAAAUGUCCUGCCCUCAUCCAGUUGAUAUUCCAGGGAGGAGACAGAUGGUAAAUUAUCUUGCUCAUGUUUACCCUGUGCCACCCGCUGCAAGCACUCUGUGUGGAUGAAUGUUUGUCCUCACACAACCUUAGGAAGCACAUAAUACCUUUUCCCCAUUUGGCAAAGGUCCAAGUUCCCCAGCCAGGAGGUGGGCAGGCAGGGCAGUAACCCCAGGAGCUGGGCCUUGGAUACUGCACUCUUUUUUUGGGAUGGAGUUUUGCUGUUACGGCCCAGGCUGGAGUGCAAUGGCGCUAUCUCAGCUUACUGCAACCUCCACCUCUUGGGUUCACGUGAUUCUCCUGCCUCAGCCUUCCCAGUAGCUGGUAUUACAGGCGCAUACCAUCAUUCCCGGCUAAUCUUUUUGUAUUUUUAGUAGAGAUGGGGUUUCACCAUGUUGGCCAGGCUGGUCUUGAACUCCUGACCUCAGGUGAUCCACCCACCUCAGCCUCCCAAAAUGCUGGGAUUACAGGCAUGAGCCACCAUGCCCAGCCGAAACAGCUCUCUUACUGCUGUUGUCUGAGUGUUUAUGUCCUCCCCGAAAUGUAUAUGUUGAAAUCGUAAAUCCCAAAGUGAUGGAAUUAGGAGGCAGGGCCUUCAGGAGGCGAUGGGUCAUGAGAGCGGAAUCCUCAUGAAUGGGACUGGUGCCUUUAUAUUAGAGCCCAAGGAGAGACCCCCCCGCCCCAUCCCUUCCACCAUGUGAGGACACAGGAGACGGUGUCACCUAUGAACCAGGAAGCAACCCUCAUUAGACACCAAAUCUGCCAGUGCCUUGAUCUUAGAUGUCCCAGACUCUAGGACUGUGAGAGAGCAAUUUCUGUUGUUGACAACCCACCAGUUUAUGGUAUUUUCUUAUAGCAGCUUAAACAGACUAAGAUACCCACGAGUCUAUUAACAAGAUAAUAAACAAAGUAUAAUUUCAGGAAUUAACAAGAAACAGGAAUAAAAAGAGCUGUGAAGAAACAAAGUGGGGCAAAUGAAUAGUCCGUGAGAAGGAAUGCUAUUUGAGUCGAGGUCAGGGUGCCUCUUUCAGGAAGCAACAUUCGGACAAAGACCCGAACGGAAUGAGGGGACAAACAAUGGGCAACGUUUUGGGGGUUGGUGAGGACAGCAGCAAUGGGCAGAGCCUGAGGCAGGAACCAGCCAGGCCUUUGGAGGAAGAGCAGGAAGCCAGUGUGGGGGGAACAGGGAGCCAGGCGAGGCCUGGAGGAUACACUAGAGAUGGCAGGCAGCUCAGUCAGGUGAAGCCACUGAGAGAUGAAAGCCGACAACACUGUGGGAAACUGACAGCAGGAGAGCCUAGGGAAAAGCGGGGUGGUUAUUCAAAGAGCAGGUUGCUUAGCACCUUUAAGGAAUUUUGGGGGUGGGGGCAGCAGGAACCCACCAUCACAAAAAUCACUGACAUGCCAUAUCAUGGAUGAAUCUCAAAAACAUUAUAAGUGAAAGAAGCCAGACACAAAUGACUGGGUAUAGUCUGAUUAAGUGAAAUAUCCUGAAAAGGCAGUUCUAUAAAGAUAGAAUGUAGAUUAGUGGGUACCUGGAGUUGGUGGUGAAGAUGGUAAUUAACUACUUGGGCAUAAAGGAUCUAACCGGGAUGACAAAAAUGUUCUAAAACUGGAUUUCAGUAACGGUUGCACAACCUGGUAAAUGUAUUAAAAAGUCAUUGAAUUGUACACUUGAAAUGUAUGAAUUUUAUGGUUUGUAAAUCAUAAUGUUAUCGAAAUAAUCUCUGGUAGUGAAAUAAAGAGAAAAAAGAGCAA